AUACCAUAACUGUAGCAAAACAAACUUGGCUGCGAAAAUUAUAAAAUAAAUUUAUGUGCGAUUUAGUCAUGUGACAUUCUUGAAGAGUAGUGAUGUCAACAUUUGACAGACUUAGAAGGGGUGUUGUAAACCCAAAUCAGUCAUCGUCCCAAGAUGGCACUGUGGCGUCUGAAGGUGAUUCUCGUGAGAAUUCAACAUCACAGUCCCUGCUUUCAGCUGCACCGCAGAUCUCCAAAAUCCUUCAGGACGUUGUAGAUGUUUCAUGUUUAGACUGUGUAGAGCAGCUGAAGUCAGGCUUUGAAGAUGACGGGGCUCCAAUUGAUGACAAUAACCAGAAACUUCACAGAUUCUGUGCUAAACUGGAGUUUCUGCUACAAGCAGAUAUGAAAGAGAAGAAGUCUUUGACAGGAAGAAAAAAAGAUUAUUGGGAUUACUUGUGUGACUGUCUCGCAUCUGUCAAAGGCAUAAAUGAUGGAAUAAAAUAUGUGAAAACUAUGAGUGAUUGCAAGACCUCAUUAGGAAAAGGUCGCGCCUUUCUGCGUUUCUGUCUGAUGCAUCAUCGUUUGGCUGACAGUCUGCAGGCUUGCUGUACCAAUGGCAAAGCAACCAGCAAUUGGUACCAGGCCAAGUCCAUAUGGUUGCAGCACGAGAGGAGCAGUCUUGUUAUCAGUACCUUGUACGACCUCAAUGACCUCGAGUUUGACCUUGCACCACGAGGCUAUGACCUUGACAACUCCUGGCCCUCCUUUGCAAGUCUGAUGUAUUGUGUGAGAAAGACAAAUGAUGGCCUCCACAACUGGGCACUGUCAGAGAGGGCUCGAACCAUGAGCAUCUCCAGUCUAAACAGCGUGGACUCUUCCACUCGAGGCCCAUUCUCAUCGACUCCCAACGACGCAAGCAGCCUAAUGGAACAUCAACACCUGGAGGAGGACCUUGUCUCCACGGAGAAUGCCCGCACUGACCUUGAAGAUAGGCUGGAGGCUCUAGAACAGCAGAAACAUGUCUUCCAGCAAUCGGUAGCCGAGUCUCGAGGCCAGGUAACAGCCCUCGAGUCCCAGCUAGCAAACGUCCAGCAAGAGUUGCGGGACCUACGACAAACACACCAUGACCUUGAGAAAAAGUAUGACAAGAUUGUGCUAGAGAAUGAAAUGAGGAUAAAUGAGCUCCAGACUAAUGCAGCAUCUCUGGGCACCAGUCUAGAGGAAGUGAAAAAAGAGCGAGAGGCCCUGCAGGAGAAACUAGGUCAGCUCAGCAAGGACCUGCUGUUGGCACAGGAGCACCUGCUGAUUACCACCAAUGAGAGGGACACACUUCAGAGUGAGGUUGAAAGUCUAAGGCAGGAGACAGACUCAUUCAGUGUGCUGAAGAAGGAAUCUGUUCCAAUUGUGGAGAUGGAGAGAGUACAGACGGAAAACUCACAACUGAAACAAUCACUCAAUGCGGUGACCCAGGAACUGUCAGAGAGAGGCCAACAAUUUCAGGAGGUACAAGCAGAGUUAAGGGAGCAAGGUAGCCAUGUGGCAACCUUGGAGAGGAAACUGUCUGCCCUCACCACGGGAUACCAGUGGCUCAAUACUCUAAAAACUGGUGCAGAGUUUUCUGAGAUCCCAGAUCUGGAUUCUACUUCCACAUUGAUCCUGAAAGAUGUAUCUCAUCUUGUGGCAAACAUGCGAGAGAAACUUGAAAACAGCAUGUCUGAUAAAGAACAGUUGAGUUCUGAAGUGAAAUCAUUGACAGCUUGUAACUUUGAGCUACAACAGAAAGCCAUGACUGCUAAAGAAAAAGUUAACACUGUUGAAACUUUCAUCAGCAAAUUACAAUCAAAUGAGGAAGAAAUGAAACAUAAAAUUUUGAGUUUGGAAGAAGCUUUAAAUGACAAAAAUACAGAACUUAGGAGAUUAAGUGAUAUAGAAAAUUCUAAUGACCGAACAGUGUCUGCCUUAAAAACAGUGGUUUCCAAUUUAGAAGAAGAAAAUAACCAGUUACAGAAAGGAAAAAAAUCAAUUGAAAAAGAGGCUGAGUCAUUAAGUAAACAGGUGCAAGAAACAAGUGAAAUGUUACAAGAAUAUAGAAAGGACCUCAAGAUUAAAGACGGCGUUCACCUGGAAAUGAGGUCACAAAUAGAACUGUAUAAAGAACAAAUGAAGACAUUUCAAAAUGAGAUGCAAACAAUCUUACAGAAAGGAGCAAAGUUGGAAAGAGAAAAUGACGAGCUUAAACAGAAUUGUGAGCAGAUGAAAUUGACCAUUCAGACACAGGAGCAAGCAUUUAUUGAAGCUGAAAUAAAAAUUAACAAACAAAAUGAGAAUGAAAAAUCAGUUUAUGACAAAUUAAAAAAUGAGUUAGGUAAAACCAAUGAGCUCGAAAAAGAGUUACAAGCUUUAAAUGAUAAGCAUAGAAGUGUGAUCAACGAAAACGAAAAGUUGAAUGAACAGUUGCAAGAAAGGGACAAAUUAAGACAAUCGCUUGAAGACAAAGUAGAAAGCACUGAAAACAAUCUCAAACAACAAGUAAAAAAAUUUGAACAGGAAAAUAAAGACAUUACUGAACAACUUCAGAAUUCAAGAAAUCAAAUUUUACAUUUGCAAAGAGAUAUGUCAGUCCUAGAAGAUAAAUUUUCUCGAAGUGAAACUAAUUUAUCUCAUGUUUUGGAAAUCGAACAAAAACUAACUGAGAAACUUGAAAAAUCUGAUAAAGAAGUGAGCUCUAAAGCUCUGCUAAUAGUUUCAAUGGAGAAAGAUAUGGAAAUAAGGUCAAAAGAUAUUGUAAAUUUGAGUGAUGAACUGCAUAAAAUGAAAGCAGAGACAAAACAUUUUCAAGAUCAGUUUUAUGAAAAGCAGAGUGAAGUGUUACUUUUGAAAGAGAAAUUAGAAAGAAGUAAAGAUGAAAACAUAAGAGCUAAAGAAUUCUAUGAGUCAGCAGCAAAAACUGAAUCAAAUCUCUCAGAGAGAUUUAAAUCUCUGGAAAAUGUGCUUAGUGACAAGGACAACAGGAUAUUAGAGUUGACUGAAAAAGAGAAGGCUCUAACAGUAGAAAACAGCAAAAUACAAAGAGAUAAAGAUGAUUUAGCAAAGAAUUUGCAAAAAUUGGAGAAUGAUAUGGACUACUUAAAGAAAGGAUUUAAUGAAAAGGAGUCACAGAUAGACAAGUUUAAAAGUCUUAUUUCAGACACAAACAUUGAAAAAGACGUGCUGUUGAAGAAAAUUGGGGAUUACGAAGAAAUGCUGAAGAAAAAGAAAGAAGAUGUAGACAAUUUAGAAGAAACACUUAAAGAGAGUUAUGAAAAUGAAAAUAAACUGCAAGAAACAUUAACUCAUGUUCAUGGAAGAUUAAGCUCAGCUGAAAAAGAAAACAGAGAACUUGAACAAACGAUUUUUGAAUUAGAACAAAAACAAGGUAGUUUAAAUGGAACUUUAGAUUCUAUGAAGGCACAAUUUGAUGAUGCUGUGAAAGAGAAAGAAGAACUGGAAGAAAAAGUUUCCUGUUUAGAAAAAGAUGUUUCAGAACAUAAAAAUAAAAUUGUUAUUUUGAAUGACAAAUGUGAGAUGAGUUUAAAAGAAAGUAAUCACUUGAAAUUAACCUUGAUUGAAAAGGAUAAUAAAAUUAAAAUUGAAGAAGAGAAAGUAAAUGCAUUGACAGUUGAAUUAAAAGCUGCUGAUUACAAAACAACAGAGCUACUUAAUGAUGUGGGUAAUUUAGAAACACGAUUGAAUGAAGUGGGUGAUCAGAAUAAAGAAAUUCUCCAGAGCUUUUCUGAAUUGCAAUACAGCAAAGUUGAUCUAGAGGAGCAGAAUAAAGCAUUAAGUUUUGAAUUGUCUGUUCUCAUGAAUGAUAAGGAUAAAAUAUUGGAGGAAAGUGUGUCUUGCAAGGAAAGUCUAGAUAGCUUUCAAUCAAAACUUAGUGAAUCACAAGCUCAAAAUAUAGAAAUCAAAAUGGAAAUUGAAGAAAUUUCACAGCAAAUUGAGCAACUUAGAAAUAAGUUACACGAGAAAGAAACUGAAUUAACAGAAUCAACACAUGUUCUUUCGAAAACAAUAAAGAAUGUUGAAGAUCUUGCAAGAGAAAAAAAUGAGUUAGAAAAACAGUGCCAGAAACAUGCUGAUGAUAUUCUUGUUCUUCAAGAAAAGGAGGUAAGCAAUUUUGAAGCUAUUAAAAAACUUAAAGAAAGUGUUCAAAAAACUGAAUUAGAAAAAGAAAGUCUCCAGGGUAUGCUCUCUUUGAAAUGUGUUGAAAUUAAUGAACUUCAGGCUCGCUUUGAUGACUUUCAAUCAGAAAAUUCUUGUCUUGUCCAAGAAUAUGAUUUGCUUCAGCAAACAUUUAAUGAUCUCAAAGAAACUGAAGAGGUUGUGAGGAUGAAAUUAUCUGAAAUGACAAUGCAACGAGAUGAACAGCUGAAUGAAGUUCAGAAACUUGAAACUAGUCUGUAUGAAGUUCAAGAAGACUUGCAUCAUAAAACAAAAGACUUUGAAUGUGUUUCUGAUCAACAUGAAACUAUGAAAACAGAAUUGGAAAAUGUUAAACUUGAAAUAAUUGGACUCAAAGAAACAAAAUACAAAAUUGAAUCUGAAUUAGAGGGUGUUUCAUCUGAAAAAGAGAAACUUGAUAUUUUGUAUCAAGACACAAAGGCUGAAUUAGAGAUCAAAGUUUCUGAGAUAGAAAAAUAUGAAACGCACAUUCAAGAUAUUAAGAAUACUGUUUUUGAAAGAGAACAUGUCAUUGAGACUUUAGAAAUGUCUAUUGAAGAAUACACAGUUAAGAUUGGAAAUCUAGAGGAAGCAUUAAGAAAGACUACAGAGGAGAUUCAAAGUAAAAUUGAUUGUCUCAAUACUGAAAAGAGCUCAAAUGCUUCAAAGGAUUUAGAAAUUGAAAAUCUCACUCAAAAGCUGAAAGAAUUGAAUGACAAUCAAUUAAAAUUGAAAGAAGCUCUUUAUUCGUCUGAAAAGCUUUACUUAGAAGUCCAGGAACAGUUGUCUGAAAAAGUAUCGAAUGUUGAAAGAUUGGAAGCUUUGCUGCAAGAAACAACAGCAAAUAUUCAAGAGCUUGAAAAAGACAAGGAGCAACUAUUGUUAGAUUUAAAACAUCAGAAAAACGAGACUGUUGUUCUUGUAAAUAAGAACUCAAAUGAUAAUAAUGUAAUUACUGAAUUAAAAGAAAGACUUGAUGCACAAAAAGACCAAAGCAGAGUCGAAGUGGCAAGAUUAGAAGAACAAGUUCAAGAUCUAAUGUCAAAUAAAAAUUUGCUUUUGGAAGAGAAAAAUAGUUUAUCUCAAAAGAUUGAUGCACUUGAGACAAACAUACAGAUGUUAUAUUCAAAUGAAAGUGAAAAAGAGAAAUCAGUCUUAGCUAUUAAUGAGUUGUGUAAAGCACUGGAAGAAGAAAAAUACGCUUUAGAGGAAAAAAUUUCUGAUUUUGAAAAAACUGUUUCUCAAAUGCACCAGGUUAUUCAGUCAACAGAACAAGAUAGAGAUGACUUCAAGUCUCGCUUAGAAAGUUCUAUUUGUGAUAAAGAAAAUGGCAUUCGUGAAAUGACUGAACACAUUCGGAGAAUGGAGAAAGAUGUUAAUCAAUAUCAAGAAGAAUUGGUUCUCGUUAGAAAAAGAUUGAGUGAUUUAGAGCAGGAUAAAGAUUUAUUGCUAACUGAAAAGCAAGAGAACAUUUGUAAGAUAUCAGACUUGGAAACUGUUCUUGUUCAGUUAAAUAUGAGAUUGGAAUCAGAAAGUGAGUUAUUCAAACAUAAAUCUAAUGAAUUAGAGAAAAUAGUUUCAGAAUUAGAGGCAAGGGUUGAUGAGAUGAAGUCUGAUGUUCAGAAUAAAGACAUGGAAAUAAGUGAAAUUGAGAGCAAAAAUGCGAAAGAGAUGGAAGAGAAAAGUGAACAAUUAUCUAUGCUAGAAAACGAGGUAAGUUCUUUAAGAAAUGAAAAUGUGAUCAGUUUAAAAAGGGUCCAAGAUAUUGAAGCAGAAUUUACUAUUGAAAAACAAAAUCUAAAAAAAGAGAUUAAUGAGUUAACUUCACAGAUUCAAUCAUAUGAUGAAUCAUCAUCUGAAUCCUUGAAGUCAUUUGAAAUUAUUAAACAAGAGAAAGAUCAACUCAAAAAACAAAUGCAUGAUAUUGAACAUGAAUUAUCAGCAUUACAAAAUGAAAAGGAUAAAAUAAGUGCAACUUUGACUGAAAAAGAUCAGAUUAUAGAUGAAUUAAAGGAUCAAUUAACAAAAAUUGAUUCAAAAACAAAAGAAUAUCAUACUUAUUUGGAAUCUGUGAAAAUUGAAAUUGUUGAAAAAGAUAAAGAAAUAAAGAACUUGAUGUCAGAAUUAAAACAAAGAGAAGAUAUGAUUGCGGAACAAAAUACUGAUGCAGACCAAAAGACACAAGACAUGGAAGCAGAAUUGGAAUCCUUGCGGCAAGAGGUAGAAACUUUGGAGUUCCAACUGAGUUCAAAGCAGUUAGAAUUGGAGCAAAAUAAGCAAGCCCCAAGUGAAGUUGAAAGUGAAGAGUUCAGUGUGAUGAAAGAGAAAGUUCUGGAGCAGGAAACAUUAAUUGAGGAGCUGCAGCAGGAAAUGUCAGAACUAAAAGAGAUAGCCAACAGGUGCAGGGAACAAGAGAUACAGAUUGGAGAGUUAAAUAAGAAACUCAGUGAUACAGAUGCGGAAAAUGAGGUGCUCGCUAAUCAGAUUGACAAGAUUCAAAGUAGCCUAAAAGAUGAAAUGACAGCUUCCAUGGUUGUGAAGACCACGAUGGAUACUGAGAAGUCUCGCGCUGAACUUCAACUACAAGAGAAAGAUGAUGUGAUCGCACAGCUGAAGGCAGACCUUGAAGAACUGAAGAAGAAGCUCAUCAAGCUUAUCAGGGACAAAGACUCCCUGUGGCAGAAGACGGACCGUCUCUCAUUCCAGCAGAGACUACAGGCCUCAGAGAAGUGGAUGGAUGACAGCAAGGUGACUAACUGUCUGCAGUGUCAUGCUGAGUUCUCCUUCACACUGAGAAAGCACCACUGUCGGCUGUGUGGUCGCAUAUUCUGCCAUAACUGCAGCAGUCAAUAUGUCUACACUGCGUCUAGCAGCAAGAAGUCUAGAGCAUGCAGUGACUGUUUUGACCACUACCAGUCACUGUUACAAGAUGAGGCAGCCCAGCACAUGGAGGGAGAUGAGGACAUGGAUGCCAGCCAGCAGUUGCCAAGGAGACAGGUGCCUGGGCAGGCAAACCUCGGUCCGGGGAUGAGCCACAGUGUGAACUCCUCAGUGGCAUCGCUAGAAGACAUGGAGGAAGCUGCAGUCCAGCGAGUUGAUGGCCUGUUGUCAGGUGCUAGUAGUUCUGCCAGCAGAAAGCUCGUGUACGACACCACCAGUCAGCCUGGUUUACUGAGGCAGACCUCAGCGAGUCACCUGACAGGGGCAGAGACAGGGGGCAAUGAGACGGAUGAAGACAAACUCAAGGAUUCAGGCACACUUGUGAAGGGAUUGCAGCUCAUAUAUAUCUCAUAUCAAUCCAGUGAAAGAAUUGACGAGCAAGGGGACAGCAGUGAGGACAGGUUCCACCUGGUCAGUGACGAGGAGAUCCAGCGAUCUAUGAGCAUUAAUGGGGACCAGGAACUGGAGGCCCCCCUUGAGCCCAACAUGUCUGCCAGUGUGUGUAUCGACCUGGAGGAUCUGGAACGUGGAGAGGUGAAUCCAGCCAGGGAGGUGUGGAUCAAGCCUGGCAGGAAGUACGCUGUACCAGUCAAGGUCUCACGCCUACGCACGCUCUUCGGAUGGGAGUUCACAUCUUACCCUAAGGAUGUGGUGUUCAGUGUGGUACAUCGGACCAGCCAGGGCGUGGCUCUAGCAGAUGGACAGGAGCUGGUUCCACCCUGCAAGUGUGACUCCCACAAGCAGGCAACCAGGGGCGAGCUGGUACCCAAACAGACGGGAAUCUACACACUGAUAUUUGACAACACUUACUCCAAACUCACGUCAAAGCGGGUGAACUUCACUCUGAUGUCCAGUAAGAACCUACAGCAGGAUUCAUGAAAGUCUGCCCAAGAGUCUGCCCAAUACUGAACUAUCAUCAUAUAGUUGCAGAUUGCUUUUUAAUGGGUAUUGAGACUCUAUCAGUUGUGUAUUAACACCCUGCUUCUAUUGAUGACUCUUUGUAAGUGUGGUUAAUAAAAUUGUUGUCCUUUAAAUUCUCCUAAAUUAGCCUAAAGUAAAUAACUUUGGAUUGUCAGUUAUGAUUCAUGAAACCUUUCCCACUUAGAAGCAAACUGAAACCAGAAAAGCCUGCAAGUAACUCGCAGUCUGUUCAGGUUGUAUGCUGUUUGCUGCUCAUCAGUAUCUUGGGGUUGGAAAUGAAGCCUUGCAAACUUUAAUACAUAAAGAAAGGACUUAAAUUUAAUUUGAUUUUGUAAAGGAUUCAAAUGCGUCAACAUGCGUUUAUAAGGGGUUAAUAGUUAUAGAACAUUUAUUAUCCAUAAAACAACUUUAGUAACAAAUGCUAUCUAAAGCCCUUUUGUAUCACAGAUGUUACAGUAAACUUAUUUUGCAACUGAUUUUUUAUCUGUUAACAUAAUGAAUAAUAUCCUCCUUGAACAAAAGACAUGAAAUAUUGACAGGAGAUUGAUACACUUACUGCAAUUAACUAAUCAUUGAGGUUUGUAUUAGGUAAUUAUACUGUUCCCAGAAAAUCAAUUUGGCUCCUUUGUGUUUAUAAAUCUGAUGAAUACUGCGUUUCCAUUUAUUAUAUUUGUAGGAUUUUCUUUUUUAUCAAACAUUUGAAAGGUAAAUUUUAGCAUAACUGGGUAGUGAAAUAAAAAGAGAAGUACAGUGUGUUGAGCUUGUGUGUUAACUAGCAUUUCCAUUGUUGUUCUUUUAACUGCACCAUCUCAUUUAGUUACGAGUUAUUUAAAAAAAAUAGUCAUGUAUCUUUAUUAAAUAGCCACAGUAUAAAUACUUUUGCUCAAUUUUUUAAGUACUUCAAAUACCUGUAAAUAUAAGUUAUAUCAGAUCGAUUGUGUUACAUAAACAAUGGAUACUUAUGAAUGUGUUAUGGAAAUCUGAUCAAAUUAAAUAUUAAUGUUAUUUACAUUUUUUAAUGUUUAUUUUAUUUGUUUUUUUAUUAGCUGGGCGGUUUUCAGAGAAAACCCAAGGUAUUGUCAUAGCCAGCUUGUCCGCCAUCCGUGUGGUGCUAAAACCUAAACAUUGGCUCUAAAAUCAAAGUGCUUCCAUGUACAACUUUGAAACUUCAUAUGUAGCUGCACCUGAAUGAGUUCUACAUGUCACACCCAUUUUUGUGUCACUAGGUCAAAGGUCAAGGUCACUGUGACUUCUAAUAUAAAACUUUAAAAUAGGCUUUAAAAUCAAAGUGCUUCCACCUACAACUUUGAAACUUCAUAUGUAGAUGCACCUUGAUGAGUUCUACAUGCCACGCCCAUUUUUGGGUCACUAGUUCAAAGGUCAAGGUCACUGUGACCUCUUAUAUAAAACUUUAACAUAGGCUCUAAAAUCAAAGUGCUUCCACCUACAACUUUGAAACUUCCUAUAUAGAUGAACCUUGAUGAUUUCUACAUGACACACCCAUUUUUGGGUCACUAGGUCAAAGAUCAAGGUCACUGUGACCUCUAAUAAAAAUAAAACUUUAACAUAGGCUCUAAAAUCAAAGUGCUUACACGUACAACUUUGAAACUUCCUAUGUAGAUGCACCUUUAUGAUUUCUACAUGCCACACCCAUUCUUUGGUCAAAGGUCAAGGUCACGCCACUUACUUUUCUUCCUUUUCUUCUGACAAGCUUUCAUUUAUUCAAAACUGCACCCACAGCCGAGUGUUGGCACUCGCUAUGUGGUGCUCUUGUUAACAUUAUAUUUAGUUCUGUGAUUAAUGUAUUGCAUGUGAACAAGCUAUAGUUUUAGUAUUUUACACCAUGGUAGUUGUUUAUUUUACUGAAUAAACAUGAAUUUGUGUAUGUGAAACACAAUGGCUAGUGUAAAAAGUAAAUGAGCAGCGCACUGGAAAAAACUGACAUAACUUAUGUGCAUGUAGUCUCGUCCCAGACUAGCCUUGCAAUCAGCACAGUCUAUUCAUAGGCAUCACCUAUAUAUACAUGUAUAUACUUUGUCUGUAACAAUGAUUGUGUUCAUUGUAUGUGAUUGUAAAUUCACAUAAUUGUAUGUUUAUUAUUAUUAGGCAAUUACUCAAUGUAAAUUAAGUGAUGUGUUCACACUGGAUUUGCCUGAAUACUCUAAUGACACUUUUACAAAGUGGUCCUUUUUGCAUUUGAUUUUAUUGCAUGCUAUAUUGCCAAAGAAUCAUUUGACAGCAGAAUUCAUAUAUGCCUCGCCACACUCUGCAAAAACGGGGCUAAAAGCAUUUGUUUAAAGUAUCGUCCCAGAUGAACCUGUGAAGUGCAUAGAUUCUGUCUGCUUUUAUGGAAUUUAAUAUUUAAAAGAUGUCUUUUUUUUUAAAGUCGUGUCUAGGCGGAAGGUGUUGUUCCUGAUUUGCCACUUAACUCUGCACAGGCUUAUCUGGGACAACACUUAAAGCACAUUCAAAAUAAUGUUUUCAUUUAAAUUAUUUGUAUUAGCCAAUGGUGGUUAAUAAUUGUAUAUUUUGGAUAUGAUAUUUAAGUUAUUGUAAUUUUCAGCCUUUUUUAACUGAAAAGAUAAGAUUAUGCAAUAAAGUGUACAUUUUACUUGUAGUAAUUAUUUUCACAAAUUAUUCCCAUUUAUAUUAGAGAUAAAUCAUGUCAAUAUAUUAAUUUGCACAUUAUAUGUAUUUUAAUUGUUUUGGUUUAUAUUAUUUGUGUGAAGUGUUGUGCAAUAUUGAAUUAGCUUUUAAAAUAAUCCUAUUAAUAGUAUUGUCAAAAGUUUUAUAUGAUUUACUCUUUAUGUGUUGUCAUUUAUUUUAAAGUCAUGAAAUCAUUAUUUAUACUCAACAGCUUUUAAUAAAUUAUGUUUCAGUUUAAAUAGAUUGUUCUGACAAAUGUGUUUACAGUUGCUUAAGAUUGUGCAAGUAUUGCCUUAAAAUGUUUUACACAUGUAUGGCUGUUCUUUUUAGAUUCAUUUGUGGUGACACAACCAGCUUAAACCACUAUUAUUUAAACCAUCACUAUAUAAUGUAUGUUCUGUUCACGAAAAUUCACAAAAUUUUUGUAGUAUUGCCUAUAUCUGUGCACUUAAUGUAAAGGCUUUCGUAUACAAUACCAGGUUGUAAAUUAUCACCUCUUUGAGUAAAAAAUAACCUACAUCCAGAACAACAUAGCAUAUCCAUUAUAAACUAGCUGAGCUGGGGUGGUAUUCCAGAAACAUCUUAAGUCAUUUCUUAAAUAAUUUCACUUAAGUUCAAAAUUAUCAUGUUUUGUAUUUCUUUACUAGAUAAGGAAUCACAUGUUUCUUUUGGUAUUCCUAAAAUAACAUUGACAUAAUGAUGUCAUUUUGAUGUUAUUCUUGAUGCCAAUCUAUUGCGAUAGGAAAUGAAACACUUAAGAAAAUUUCACAACUUAAGGAUAAGAAUAAAAUUUAACUUAAGAUGCUUCUGGAAUACGACCCCUGGUCUCUGGGAAAGCUGAACUUAAUGCAUGUGCAUGUACAUUCUAGUAGGGUUCUAGAUAAGCUUAUGCAAGUUGCAAAGGCUCAUUAAGGAUGACACUUUAGGCUUUUAAAAAUGUAAUGUUUAAAGGAUUUUUUGUCUAAAUGAAAAUCCAGUAUAGGUGGAAAAGGUUGUCCCUGAUUAGCCUGUGAAUCUGGUGCUGAGUUUAAUUAAGGAAUGGAAACCAUGGAAAUGUUCUACUCAAAUAACUUGAAAACAUUGUUACUUAUGUUUCUGUGUUUUCAGAUUCAGUUGUUGAUUGUGGGUGAUUAUGCUUGUGUAAUUUGUUGUAUGUGACUAUUCAAUUAGUAAUUAUGUGACCCUGUUUUAUAAAUCAGCACCUUAUUGUAUGUGGAUAUGAAGUGUUUUGUACUAGUGUUCCUAGUUAUCAAGUUCACCUUGUUGCCAGUUGUUCAUGUUCAUAGAUUUUAUUUUUGUUGUGAAUGUUCAAUAUUUAUAUAUUAUAAACUUAAUAAACAUA
Molecule: messenger RNA, 12033 nt
Organism: Dreissena polymorpha
Lineage: Eukaryota; Metazoa; Mollusca; Bivalvia; Myida; Dreissenidae
Product: FYVE and coiled-coil domain-containing protein 1-like
Exons: 26
Coding region: 93-8003 (2636 amino acids)
Biological process (GO): positive regulation of autophagosome maturation; plus-end-directed vesicle transport along microtubule
Cellular component (GO): late endosome; autophagosome; lysosome
Molecular function (GO): metal ion binding
Source: RefSeq, a predicted model, not a curated record